AUGUCAGACGAAAGAACUUUUAUUGCUAUUAAACCAGAUGGUGUCCAAAGAGGAUUAAUCUCCUCAAUCUUAGGUAGAUUUGAAAACAGAGGUUUCAAAUUAGUUGGUAUCAAAUUAGUUCAACCAACUGAAUCAUUAUUAAGAAACCAUUAUGAUGAUUUACAAUCUAAACCAUUUUUCCCAUCCUUAUUAUCAUACAUGUUAUCAGGACCAGUUUUAGCUACUGUCUGGGAAGGUAAAGAUGUUGUUAAACAAGGUAGAGCUAUCUUAGGUGCUACCAACCCAUUACAAUCUGCUCCAGGUACCAUCAGAGGUGAUUUCGCCAUUGAUAUGGGUAGAAACGUUUGUCACGGUUCCGAUUCUGUUGAAUCUGCCAACAAAGAAAUCGAUUUAUGGUUCAAAAAAGAAGAAUUAGUUGACUACAAAGCUGCUAUGUUCUCAUGGAUCUAUGAAUAG
Messenger RNA from Yamadazyma jaroonii, 456 nucleotides. NCBI's taxonomy places the organism in Eukaryota, Fungi, Ascomycota, Pichiomycetes, Serinales, Debaryomycetaceae. The record is from the annotation of a GenBank genome assembly.